ACAAGCAUCUUUUUAACUAAAAGAAAGACGUUUUAAAACCAAAAAAAAAAACAAAACAGGAUGGCUAGAGCCUAGACCAGCGAAUCCCGUAUCGACAACAUCUAGUCCGUGCCCUGCCUAGAGCAAUCAUGUCAUAUACUAAAAUCUUGAUAGACCUGUCAAAUUAAAUUGCUUUUUCGAACAAAUACUAAACCUUGUUAGACCUGUUUUUGUUUUUUCUUAACGCUGUCAUAAAGAUGGAAAUUAUGGUACAUGCAUGGCGCAGAUGGAAAUAGACGAAAAUACGACAAAAAAGAGCAUUAAGAGAAGAGGACAAAAGAAAGGCACACGUGUAUGUUAGAGUUGUGUAUGGUUGAAUGGUAAAGAAACCACCUGAGCUGUUUAGACAAGACUCAUGGAGAGAACAACUUUUAAUGCUCUUUUAUUAUUCAUUGAACACCUUCUUAAAACCAAAGAAUUAUGGACAACUUCUUUCUCAAUAAGUAUAUUUUCAUGGCAUUUCAAAAGUCAACUACGCAUGCAUGAUGCACCUAAACAAUGCUAACAUAGCUUCUCUAAUAAAUGUGUUUGUGAAUUGCGAUAAAAAAAAUCCACUAGCUAUUACUUAGUUUUAGAAAUUUGAUGUUAGUUUUUUUCAAGUAAAUCAAUUGUGAAACUGUCCGAUGAUUGGUUUUGGGACAACUGAUGUAUAACGCAAUUCCAUCUAGACAUUAUUUGUGGCCAAUUUCAUGAAAAUGAUCAGGAAAUUUUCGAAGAAUUUGGGAUCUUUAGUUACGUUGCUAGCUAACCAUAAGGAAGCGCUAACACGAGGGUUGCAAAAGCUUUUUCUAUGUCUUUUGGGUUUUGGUAUGAUGGUAGGUAUCUAAUCCCUCUGACGAAAAAAAAUAUAUACAUCGAUCAAUGACUUUGAAAAUGAUGUGUGCGUAAUAUGUUAUUGACUUAUUGUUAAGUUUUGACUAUCAAAGCAUAUCUAAAACAAUUAACAUCACUUUAGAAAUGAAAUCCAAAACGAAUCUUAAGAAAACAAAUAUGUGAUAUCCUUGUAAAAAAGCUACUCUUAUAAGUAACGUUUUGACCCAAAAAAAAAGUAACGUUUUGACCAAUAAAAUAAGUAACGUUUUGACAUUUUGCAUAUAAAGUAAGAAACUAACUAAAUAUACUAAAGAUGCCCCUCGAAAACAUGUGAUUCAAAAUAGAGUUAACAACUUGUGAAAAGAUUAAACUAAAUUUAAUAAAUGAUACUUACCUUAAAACAGAACAAAAUCUUCUAAGACAACAUUUAUAUUGAGAUAGGAGAAAUACAGUUUAGCAACAACAACAAAAUUUCAUCUAAAAGAUCCAUACACAUUUAAUGCCUGCUGAUAUGUACUUUCCCCAAACGACAAAUAUCUUUUUUUUUCUUUUUAGCAUCUUAAUCAUAUUUAUGAUACAAAGAUAAAGAAAAAGAACAAAAUCAAAUAGCAGCUUUUCUCCACAUAAAUCCACAUGUGUAUAUAUAGUGCUAAAGCUACACUGUUUCUCUCCAUCAAAACUCUCGAAAGAAAGAAAGAAAACAAUAGUAAAUCCUAUAAUUAUAUAAUCAUGAGCUCCGUCUCACAGCUAUUCAAGAACAACCCCGUGAACCGUGACCGGAUCAUCCCACUAGAUUUCACCAACACCAAAACCCUACCCGACUCUCACGUUUGGUCCAAACCCGAACCCGAAACCACGACCCGACCCAUUCCCGUCAUCAGCUUGUCUAACCCGGAACAUGGGCUACUCCGACAAGCCUGUGAGGAAUGGGGUGUGUUUCAUAUCACAGACCAUGGGGUCUCACACUCGUUACUCCAUAACGUUGAGUGCCAAAUGAAGAGGCUUUUCUCUUUACCCAUGCAUCGUAAGAUCCUAGCCGUCCGAUCUCCCGACGAGUCCACUGGUUACGGUGUGGUUCGGAUCUCCAUGUUCUAUGAUAAGCUCAUGUGGUCUGAAGGAUUCUCCGUCAUGGGUUCCUCUCUUCGACGUCACGCUACACUAUUAUGGCCGGACGAUCACGCCGAGUUCUGCAAUGUGAUGGAAGAGUAUCAGAAGGCAAUGGAUGAUUUGAGUCAUAGACUAAUAAGCAUGUUGAUGGGCUCGUUAAGGCUAACACGUGAAGAUUUGGGAUGGCUUGUACCGGACAAAACUGGUUCAGGAACCGACUCCAUCCAAUCCUUUCUGCAGUUGAACUCCUACCCGGUUUGCCCUGACCCUCAUCUAGCCAUGGGCUUAGCCCCUCACACCGACUCCUCCCUACUCACCAUUCUCUACCAAGGCAAUAUUCCAGGUCUAGAGAUUGAAAGUCCACAAGAAGAAGGGUCGAGAUGGAUUGGAGUAGAGCCAAUAGAAGGUAGUCUCGUUGUUAUAAUGGGAGAUUUAUCUCAUAUCAUAUCUAAUGGACAGUUCAGAAGCACGAUGCACCGUGCGGUGGUGAACAAGACGCACCACCGUGUCUCAGCCGCUUAUUUCGCCGGCCCACCCAAGAACCUUCAAAUUGGACCAUUGACCAGCGACAAGAACCAUCCUCCUAUUUACCGUCGUUUGAUAUGGGAAGAGUACCUUGCAGCCAAAGCAACACACUUUAACAAAGCCUUGAAUUUGUUCCGUUGCUGAAAUAAAAUUUUAAUUAACGUCUAGCUAUUUUGGUUAUUGUUAAAAUUUGCGUCGUUGCAGUUAUAAGUGUAUUUUUGGUUUCCUAGUUUAUGUCAAAUUUCUGCAUUAAA
Messenger RNA from Arabidopsis lyrata subsp. lyrata, 2738 nucleotides. RefSeq names its product gibberellin 3-beta-dioxygenase 3. Gene Ontology annotation, molecular function: gibberellin 3-beta-dioxygenase activity. The record is from RefSeq and is a predicted model, not a curated record. Bases 1486 to 2628 code for a protein of 380 amino acids. Gene Ontology annotation, biological process: gibberellin biosynthetic process; response to light stimulus. Lineage: Eukaryota; Viridiplantae; Streptophyta; Magnoliopsida; Brassicales; Brassicaceae. The transcript is spliced from 3 exons.